AUGGCUCUUAAAAUUAAUCAUCAUUAUUAUACAAAUAUAUCAUCAGCUAUUUCAACUAAUCCAAAUUAUAUUUUACAUCGUACAAGUGAUUUAUUAAUACCUCUUUCAUCUAAAUCAUCAUUUAUUGAAAUGUCUUCAAGAAAACAGUCUUGGGCUAAUUUUAUAAAUGACUCGUCUACGCAAAUUGUUAAAGAUGAAACAUUAGAUUGGGAUGUAAAUGGUAUUCCAUCUCCACAAAUAAAUGAUAUUGAUUAUACAAUUGUUGAUUCAAAAAUUGAACCAUUUCAUCCUAAAAAUUAUCUAUCAAUUCGAACAACACCUAUUGAAAAAUCUAAUAUUGAUAUUAAUAAGCAAAAAAAGAAAACAGUUACUGUCAAAUAUAUGUUGACUAUGUCAGGAUCAGGAAAUACGCAGACAAAUUUUGAUCGUGGAUCAACUUCAAUAUCUAAUACAACAUCAUCAACAAUUAAACAACAACCAUUUAGUCCACCACCUUAUCAUCCACUAUCAAAUGGGUUUUUUACUCAACAUCAUCAACGAUCAACACCAUCACCUGAUAAUGAACAAAUAUCACCAUCAUCAAAUAAUCUAGUUGAAACAUCUUCAACAUCAUCUAAUUUAAUUCCACCAUCGGCAGCAGGUGGAGCUCCAAUACCUUCGGAAGAUAAACGUCGUUGUGCUGUAUGUAGUGAUAUUGCUUCUGGUUAUCAUUAUGGUGUAUGGAGUUGUGAAGGAUGUAAAGCGUUUUUUAAACGAAGUAUUCAAGGUACAAAUGAAUAUAUUUGUCCGGCAACAAAUACAUGUACAAUAGAUAAACAUCGUCGAAAAAGUUGUCAAGCAUGUCGUUUAAGACGAUGUUAUGAAGUCGGUAUGACCAAAGGUACAACACGAAGAGAAAGAAAAUAUCGUAAAAAAGCUGUAUCAGUUUGUAAAAUUACAUCAACAUCAUCAAAUUCAAAUGCUACAAAUAAUUCAAUUAGAAAUAAUCAAGAACAUGGACUUUUAGUAACAACUACUGAUACACCACCAACAACUGGAACACCAUCAGCAUCUCAAUUAAAUAAUAAUAAUAAUAACUUUUCAUCAUCACAAGCACAAGCAAAUAAAACAACUUCUGACUCAUUACGUAUCCCAAUAGCUCCAGCUGAUUUUAUUGCUACACUUUCUCAAGCAUCUCGUCUUAAUUUACCAUCCAAAGCCGAUACUAGUCGUCCAUUAGAUGAUCAAUAUUUUCUUCAAUUACUUGCAAAAAUUUUCGAUCAAGAACUUGUUGUUCUUAUUAAUUGGGCUAAAGCAAUGCCAGGUUAUACUGAAAGUUUAACUCUUGAUCAACAAGUAACAAUUAUCGAACAGAGUUGGUUAGAUACUUUACUUCUCGAUAUAAUCGAACGAUCAUUAGAACGAAAUGAUGAUACAUUACAUUUUGCACCUGAUUUUAUUAUUUCACGAAAUCGUACUUUAUCAAGUCCAGGCAUCGGUGCCAUAUGUACAAGUUUAUUUAAUAUUCUUCAAGCAUUUAAAGAACCUCGUACAACACAUGAAGAAUUUAUUGCACUUAAAGCUGCAAUACUUAUUAAUUCAAUACCAGCAACAAUAACAACAACAAAAUCAUUUCGUUUAUUAACAAAUCAAAUUUAUCAAUCAAUACAACAUGCAUGUGAUUCAAAUCCAAGUAUUUAUCAAGAUAAUUCUAUACGAUAUUUUACAUUAUUAUUACAAUUACCACAUAUUAAAAUGUUAAGUUCAAAAUUAAUAAGACUAUUUUUAGAUAUGCGUGCAAAUGAUUUAUUACCACAAGCUGAUCUUUUAUUAGAAAUGCUUGACGCACAAGAUGCAUUUGAUAUAAAUAAUUGUUUUUUAUCAUUAAAUCAUGAUGUUAAUAGUUUAUCAUCACAAACAUCAAAUUUUAGUCAAAAUUUAACAUCAAAUAAUAAUAAUAAUAAUAAUAAUAAUGCAACAUCAGUGAUGCAACCAUCAACACUAAAUAAUUCUAAAAUUCAAUCUGAUUGUUCAAAUUCAAUUAAUUAUAAUAAAAAACAACAACAACAACAACAAGAUGAUAAUGAAACAGCAAAUAUCGAUGAUCCACAUUGUCAAAUGAAUUAUCGAAUGACAUCAUCAUCACCAAUGGUAUUUGCCGCAGCAAUGCCUGCAAAACGUUCACCAUCAACUCCACCUACACAAUAUUAUAAACCAGCUCGAACUGAAUCUAUCCCAACGCCACCACCAACUAGUAUGCAUUUCCCAAUGAAUAAUUCAUCUUAUUAA
Rotaria sordida is the source of this 2268-nucleotide messenger RNA. The record is from the annotation of a GenBank genome assembly. NCBI's taxonomy places the organism in Eukaryota, Metazoa, Rotifera, Eurotatoria, Philodinida, Philodinidae.